UUGAUCGCCAUGUCUAAUGGUAGGUUACUGCACUGCCUGAUCGUCGUCUCUCUCCUCUCCGGUGUUGCCCACGCGCAGCUCUCGAAGAAUUUCUACGAAGCCUCCUGCCCCAGCCUGGAGACUACCGUGCGGGCGGAGAUGAAACAUGCCGUCGGCAAGGAAAGUCGGAUCGGCGCCUCGCUUCUGAGGCUCUUCUUCCACGACUGCUUUGUCCAGGGCUGCGACGGCUCGAUUCUUCUCGACGAUGGAGGCGAGAAGUCCGCCGACCCGAACGUGAAUUCCCUUCGUGGCUUCGAUGCCAUCGACAUCAUCAAGGCAAGCGUGGAGGCCAAGUGCCCCGGCGUCGUCUCGUGCGCCGACAUUCUCGCGCUUACAGCGCGCGACGGGACAUUUCUGCUUGGCGGGCCAUACUGGGACGUGCUGCUCGGGCGGCGCGACUCGAUGACGGCCAACAGGUCCCUCGCCAACACCGACCUCCCACUAGCGAGCGCCAGCCUCGCUACGCUCAUCACCAAGUUCGACAGACAGGGGCUCUCGCCGAAAGACAUGACGGUGCUGUCUGGCGCCCACACCAUCGGCAUGGCCAAGUGCCCCAGCUUCCGCGACCGCAUCUACAACGACUCCAACAUCGAUGCAUCCUUCGCGAAUCAGCUUCGGAAGACGUGCCCCAAGUGCGGGACAGGCAGCAGCCUGGCAUCCAUAGACACCAAGACUCCAAUGGCAUUCGACGCCGCCUACUUCCAGGACCUGAUUGACCGCCGCGGCCUGUUCCACUCUGAUCAGGAGCUCUUCAACGGCGGGUCGCAAGACGCGCUCGUGCGACAUUACAGUAACAACCCAGCAAUAUUCCAAUAUGAUUUCGCAAAGGCAAUGAUUAAAAUGGGCAACAUAAAGCCCCUCACCGGCACCGCCGGCCAGAUCAGGAAAAACUGCAGAAUCGUCAACCGCGCUUGA
Molecule: messenger RNA, 954 nt
Organism: Lolium rigidum
Lineage: Eukaryota; Viridiplantae; Streptophyta; Magnoliopsida; Poales; Poaceae
Product: peroxidase 2-like
Exons: 3
Coding region: 10-954 (314 amino acids)
Biological process (GO): response to oxidative stress; hydrogen peroxide catabolic process
Molecular function (GO): peroxidase activity; heme binding
Source: RefSeq, a predicted model, not a curated record